AUGUCUUCAGAAUCCACGCCGGACCUAGACCCCAUUGCUAUAGUCGGUCUUGCGGCACAACUCCCUGGCAAAGCAACAACUGUGCAGAGCCUCUGGGAUCUUAUACUUGCCGGAGAGUCAACAGUUUCCGAAGUUCCACCAGACCGCUUCUAUAUCGAUGCAUUUUAUCACCCAAAGUCAGACAGGCUAAGUGCUACAAGUACUCGGUACGGCAACUUUCUGAAGCGCGACCUGGGAGCCUUUGAUGCUGGAUUCUUCAACACACCUCCUCUAGAGGCCACAACAAUGGACCCGGCACAACGUAUCCUUCUCGAGACGGCCUAUCAUGCUCUCGAAAAUGCCGGACUCCCAAUGGAGUCGGUGGCUGGCUCCGACAUGGCAUGCUAUGUCGGUGCGAGCGGAAAAGACUACGAGUCACUUUUAUUGAAGGACCCUGACCACCACGCUAAAUAUACCAUGACUGGUAUUGGCACUGCAAUGCUUGCAAACCGAGUCAGUUGGUAUUUUGAUCUACGAGGGCCUAGCUUCACUCUAGAUACGGGAUGCUCGAGCAGUAUCAUUGCGUUGCACCAAGCCUGCGCGGCUCUUCGAGCAGGCGAGGCUGACGGCGCUCUCGUCGGGGGCAGCAAUCUAUCUAUUGUGCCCGAUGCGGGAAUGAUUCCCUUAUCCAACAUGGGGUUUCUCUCUCCAGAUGGUCGCUGCUGGAGCUUCGACAGUCGAGCUAAUGGGUUUGGCCGAGCUGACGGCCAAGGUUUCAUCGUGCUCAAGCGACUGUCAGACGCUGUUCGGGAGGGCCUUGUUGUUCGUGCCAUAGUUCGUUCAACGGCCAUAAACCAGGACGGCCGUACCCCAGGAUUGACGAUGCCAAGUGCCGAAGCGCAAGUCUCAAAUGUAAUGGCGGCUUAUAAGGCCGCCGGGCUUGAUCUCGGCUCUACCACAUACUUUGAAGCCCAUGGCACCGGUACCCAGGUCGGGGACAUGAUUGAAGCAACGGCUAUCCACCGAGCUUUCAACACAUCGUCGGAGAAGCCACUAUAUAUUGGCUCUGUAAAAGCUAAUAUCGGACAUUUGGAAGCUGCCGCAGGUCUAGGAGGGGUUUUCAAGUCCAUCUUCAUGUUAGAAACCGGUCUCAUUCCAGGUGAUGCAUGUUCAGGAACAGGAAAGCCAAACCCGCAAAUUCCGUUUCAAGAAUGGGGCUUACGGCUUACACCGACAACGAUUCCUUGGCCGCGUAGCGGUUUACGCCGUAUUAGCUUGAAUAGUUUUGGGUAUGGCGGUAGCAAUGCGCAUGCUAUAUUGGAUGACGCUCUCAACUAUUGUUCGAAGAGAGGAAUUGUCGCCCACCACCUUACGACGGCUGACAAUCUUAACACUUUUUGUCAUGCCAACUUCCAUUCCAACGGCAAUCUCAAUGGCCACACCAACGGCUACACUAACAGCCGUAGUAUUCAUCAUGCCAAUGGAGUUGACGGUUUGAUUGAUGCAAACCUGUCCUCCGAAAAAAGUGUUACUAGAAUUUUCAUGCUCUCAGCAGCUGAUGAGAACGGUAUAGACCGUCUGACGACUCGGCUCGAGGAUCACUUUCGAUGCCAAGGCCCAAUGACAAAGAAGAAGGCCGGACGGUAUCUUGCUAGUCUUGCUUAUACCCUCAGCGACAGAAGAAGUAAACUUCCUUGGAAGUCCUUUUUCUUAUCCAACUCUAUUUCUGAUCUCCAGGAAAACCUGGCAACAAGAGUUUCGAAGCCCACCAGAUCACCGCUUGCAUCUCACCUAACAUUUGUAUUUUCUGGCCAAGGAGCCAAUUAUGCCAAGAUGGGCAUUGACCUCAUUCCAGUCUACAAAGUCUACCGCGAGAGUAUCGAGAAAUCAGACCGAUUGAUGCGGGAUCUAGGAAGUGAUUGGUCGUUGCUCGAUGAGCUACAUAGGGAAAAUGAAAACACUCGGGUCUUCAUUCCCAAGUUCUCACAACCCCUCUCCACCGCACUGCAAAUCGCCUUGUUUGACCUGGUCGAAUCGUGGGGCCUCUGUGCAAAUGCUGUAAUAGGCCACUCUUCUGGCGAGAUUUCCGCUGCAUACGCUAUUGGGGCUUUAUCUCACAAGUCUGCAAUCCAGGUGGCGUAUUUUCGGGGUGUUGUCGCAGACAAAAUGGAAAAAUCCGGCAAUGUUGAUGGAUCAAUGGCUUCAGUGGGAUUAUCAGAGGAAGAGAUCGCGCCGUACAUUGCUGACUUGGAGACCAAGUACGGUCGGCAGUGUGUUCAAGUUGCCUGCGUAAACAGCAAUCUUAACGUGACUCUAUCAGGCCAGAGAACAGCCCUCGUUGCCUUGGGCGACCAGCUUGCUAAGAAGAAUAUCUUUUGCCGGCCGCUUGCAAUUACAGUCCCGUAUCACUCGAUACACAUGAAUCUCGUCGCUGACGAAUAUUUGCGUCACAUGGGCAGUCUGGAACCAAAACAACCCAGGCAGCCAUUUUCUAAAGAAAUGGAAAAAGGAAAUCGUAUAAUGAUGUUUUCCUCUGUCACUAAGGACAAUAUGUCGCUUGAAGCGCUCCGAGACCCUCAAUACUGGGUGGAUAACCUACUUGGUCGCGUCAACUUCUACCCUGCGAUGAAAAAGCUCAUCUCUUCUGCAGCCCAGGCUGAAGGAGGCUACGGGCAGAUGCUCGAAGUGGCGCCGCAUGCCGUCCUGCAGCGAUCCAUUAGAGACAUCCUAGUUUCUCUGAACCAAGAUAAAAACUUCGAACUUGCCUGUCGCAACAUCCCUGUCAACAUCAACAGUGUGAACAACCCCCUACUAGAUAAUAGUGUGGUAGCGCCAUUGACCACCCUGCCCAACUACCCGUUCAAUCAUUCUCAAUCGUACUGGCAUGAAAGUAGGAUUAGCGUUAACCACAGGUUCCGGAAAUAUCCUCGGCACGAGCUGCUUGGAUGCCGCGCUGUAGAUUGGAAUCCAUUGGAACCGCGAUGGAGAAACAUCAUGGCAGUUUCAGACAUUCCUUGGCUACAGGAGCCUGCCCUAGAUGACAGCGUUAUACUUAACCCUGCCGCUCUACUCACGCUUCCUAUUGAGGCUCUAAGACAGCUCUAUAACUACGAUACAAGUUUCUCGGAAUACGAGUUGCGUAAUGUCUCAUUUGGUUCCCCUCUCAUUUUCACCGUUAACAGGAAAGAGAUUGAAGUCCAAACCGCGCUCAAACAAAUGGCGCCGGUCGAUAACAGUCUCCGCUGUAUGUACACCUUCACACUAUACGCCUGGGAGACCGAUGAGCCUCGUGUUUUAUGCUCAGGAACUCUGUCCGGAAAGCACUUGAACCAAUAUCACCGCCCAGACACUGGAACACUAAGGCAGGAAUGGUUAGAUAAAUACGCCACAGAAUGCACCGAAAGUGUCGAACCCAAGGUAUUCUACAAGAAUAUGGGAGCCAUGGGGUAUUUGGCUGGCCCUGCUUUUCAAAAAGCGUCAUCAAACUUCAAGUUCAACGUUCAAGAAGGCAAAGCGAUUGUUGGUAUAGACCUUUCUCGGAACGGAGCGCACGUCACAGGGACCGGUGAAGAUGAUUACUUUAUGCAUCCAACUUCUUUAGAAACUAUUUUUCAAAUCAGCAAAGCGGCGAUUGCCAUGGGUGGUCUCAAAAAAAUCCCACGUCUAUACCCAACAACACUGAAAUCAAUUAUCAUUUCUGGCAAAUUUAAACGGAGCACACAGCCCGCAUUGUGCCUCACCUCUAAGAUUAACCGAAAGUGCUUCCGCGAUUUGGAAACCUCCAUCAUCGGCAUAGAUGUCGAAGACCUCGAAGAAAUUAUCGUCGUAAACGGUCUCUCGGAAGGGUCUGACUACAAUCUUGAUUCUUACCAAGCCGAACCGGAUCUGUACAUCUCCAGCAUACUGUGGAAACCGGACAUUUCCAGACUCAGUACUGAGCAAAUAGUUGAGUACUUGGAUGCGUCGACCAAAGAAUUUGGCCAUGCAGCCUCGACGAAAAUUGAUGUAGACCUCCAAGAGCUGAUCUCGCUAGAUGCAGUACGCGAGGCGCUCCACGCAGUUGAUCAAGAGAAGGCCAAAAGUUUACCCGACUUCCUCCAGAGAUACUAUGCGUGGAUGCAAGCCGUUUGGAAUUACGAAAAAUACACAUCGCUACUGGCCGCUCAUCCACGGCUUGCGAACCCAGAAACGCGUCCUGCUUAUGUGGAAGAAUUCAUUGCGCGUAAUCCGACAGGCGAGCUGUUGAGCGAAACUAGCAAGGCCAUAGUGCCUAUCCUCCAAGGUAAAAUGAACGGCCUUGAUUUCUUAUUCAAUUGCGGACUCGCGGACCGAUUCUACAGUAGUAGUGUGCACGACCUCGCAUACAACCGCAUUUCGUCGUUUGUCGACCUGAAAGCACACAAGAACCCUGAGCUCAAGAUCCUCGAGAUUGGAGCUGGCACAGGCGGAGCUACACGUCCCGUUCUGCAGGCACUCUCGAGUCUGGGUGCGAACAAAGGGGUUCUGAGAUUUAGCGAGUAUUGUUUUACCGAUAUUUCACCAGCUUUCUUCGAAAAGGCUCAAGAGAGCUUCUCAUACAAACUGCCAAGAAUGGUUUUCAAGGUGCUAGACAUCGAGAAGGACCCCGGGAGUCAAGGUUUCGAGGAGAAUAAAUACGACAUCAUAAUCGCCUCUCUGGUGCUCCACGCUACUACGAGUUUACGUAGAACGCUACGACAUGUAAGAUCUCUGUUAAAUGAUGGUGGGCAACUGAUCUUGUAUGAGACAACUGGUACUGAGACGUCUCGUGUUGGCCUCACGUUCGGCUUAGUACCUGGUUGGUGGUUGGGUGCUGAGCCGGAACGGAGACUCACGCCAUGUGUCUCGACCGAAGGAUGGCACAAAGCUUUGGUUGAUGCUGAUUUUCUCGGCAUUGACUUUGACCUCCCAGACCAUGACACCAACGACCAUAAGUCUCAAUCAGUCUUGGUCGCAACGGCCAAACUCGCAGAUCCUCGAUCAGAUACCGCUCCCCGAGAUGUCAUUCUCGUCGUGGAUGACAAGGAGUCUGAACAGAUCAUACUCGCAGAACAAAUUAGACAUAUUGGAAAUAAGGUUGAAUUCCUGCAUUUUUCAGUCAAAACCAUGAGGCAGCUCACGACAGACUCUUCUCAAAAUGCAACAUAUGUGUUCCUUCUCGAGUCCCGAAAUUCAUUCCUGAAAGACAUGAGCGAGUCUGAUUUCGACUUAAUGAAGCUCCUUCUCACUCAAAAAGGUGUACGGGUGAUUUGGGUAACAAAUGGUUGUGGUCUCAGAGCCGCGAAUCCAGAGUUCGGCAUGUUCACCGGUCUGGGACGCACGUUAACGACUGAGCGAUUGGACUGUCGGUACACUGAGCUUUCCUUCGAGGAGUCUGAUGCAAAAGCUCUUGGUCCUGUGAUUUUUUCUACUCUUUACCGAUCAUUUGAUGCUCAUGUGCUUCACGAGCCAGAGAUUUCUUACCGCAAAGGCCUUUUCCACGUACCACGCGUCAUGACAUCAACCACGCUCAAUCAACAUCUCAAAGACCAAAUCAUUUGCCCAGAGCCCGAGCUUGCAACCUUGAAGUCCAACAAUGGACGCGCUCUAGCUCUUUCGAUCCAAGAGCCUGGCAACCUAGACAGUAUAUACUUCAAGGACAUGCCAAACGCGAAAGCUCCCCUGGCAUCGGAUGAAAUCUUGAUCAAAAUCAAAGCAUUAGGUCUUAGUAUGCCUGACUAUCUCAUCGCGACAGGUGAGAAGGCUGGAGCUGGAUUCGGUAACGAGUUUUCUGGCAUUAUAACUGAUGCAGGUCCGAAAACUGGGUUUGCGACUGGCGAUUGCGUGUACGGAUAUUGUUUAUCUGGGGCUGUGGGCACAUAUAUUCGGACAGAGGCGUCGACUGUCGCGAGGAUGUCUCCGUCUCUGUCAUUUAUUGAGGCUGCCGGGCUUCCAUACGCCUGUUACACCGCAUACUAUGCCAUCAUUAAGAUGUCGAGGCUUCAAGCAUCAGAUAGAAUCUUGAUUCACAGUGGUACAAGUCCUGCUGGACUCGCAUGCGCUCAAAUGGCUGUGGGCCUAGAUGCAACAGUGUAUAUGACUGUCGAUGAUCAAGAGCAACUCGACAUGGUGACAAACCUUGUCAAUAUUCCACGAGAUCGCGUUUACACUCAUAAAGAUAGGAUCUUAGCCGAAUUCGAUAUAAUUCUGAACCUCGCGAAUAGCGCCGAGCACUUUUCCUCAUGGCUAAAUAUUACCGACGGGGGCAGGUUCAUUGAGGCAAGCGACGUCGAGGGAAGAGUCAAGCAAAGUAUAGAACAAGCAUGCGAUGGGAGUGUGACAUACACAAGGCUAGCCAUUCGCUCUAUACUAGAGAAUGCAAUGCGUGCUCAAUCAGGAGGUAUGCUAUCUGCCGCAACCCAACUUGUGACAGAGCCUGCAGAGACAAUUUGCUUGCCAUCACCAGAAGUCUUCUCUAUUGCAGAUUUAAAGGCCGCGAUUGAGAGAGUGCGCACAUGUCGGAAUGGUGCCAAGGUUGUUGUCAAUAUGGAUGAAGGCGCUACAGUUGCCGUGGUGCCAGCUCCAAGAGUCCCGCACAAAUUCAAAGAGCAGGCAACGUACGUCGUCGCAGGCGGCUUCGGCGGUCUCGGGCGCGCCUUAAUCCCUUGGAUGGCUGAGCGUGGUGCGCGCAACUUCAUUGUACUUUCAAGAUCCGGUUGUUCCUCCGAAGCAGCCAGGAGUCUCGUUACGGAUAUGGCGGAUAAAGGGGUGCGAAUCGAGUCGCCCAAAUGUGACCUGACAUCGGUGGAUUCGGUUCGCGCCGCAGUCAACAGCGUGAGAGACACGAUGCCUGCCAUCAAAGGCUGCCUCCAGGCGGCCAUGGUCCUUUCGGAUGUGGUUUUCGAAAACAUGACGCACAGUCAUUGGAUGGAAGCCACGAGACCCAAGGUGCAGGGCACAUGGUCGCUGCAUUCUGUUCUCCCACGUGGAAUGGACUUCUUCAUCAUGCUCUCAUCUAUAGCCGGCAUCAUGGGCUCUCCAGGACAGAGCAACUAUGCGGCGGGCAACACAUUUCAAGAUGCGCUAGCACGACAUCGGCGGGCACAAGGAGAACACGGCAUCGCACUUGAUCUCGGCGCAAUAUCUGGCGUCGGUGCGGCCGCCGAGCGCAACUUGGAUGACGAACUUGAGCGUCGUGGAAUGGGGAGCAUGCCGAAGCCCGAUUUGCUUGCGUGUCUCGAGUACUGCCUUUCUCCUUCCUUGGACGGCUAUCCCGAAGUGACACAAAUGGUCACUGGUCUCGGUUAUUUUGCGUCGCUGUCGCAAGAAGCCAAAGAAGAUAUUGCGUGGUCGCAUAAGCCUCUUUUCAGCGCACUGCGACAAACUACCAGGAAAGGGGGGGCCGAGGACGAGGAGACUUACAAAAGAUUGAUUUCGCCAUCCAUCUUGCUUAAAGAAGCACAGGAAGACUCCCACGCGACCAACGUGGUGCUAGGGUCUUUGAAGGCGAAGCUAUCGCGCGUGCUUUCCGUGUCAGUCGACGAUAUCGAUGCCUCGCUACCAGUCUAUGCGUCUGGAGUAGACUCGUUAACUGCCCUCGAGAUUAAAAAUUGGUUUUCAAAGGAGAUUGGCGUAGAUGUACCAGUUUCAGAGCUUAUGCGCGACCAAAGUUUAUUUGCGCUCGCUAGUCAUGCUGCAAGAAACAGCGAAUUUAGGACUUUUAAACAAGGUUAA
This is a messenger RNA of Metarhizium acridum CQMa 102, 7710 nucleotides long. Lineage: Eukaryota; Fungi; Ascomycota; Sordariomycetes; Hypocreales; Clavicipitaceae. The record is from RefSeq and is a predicted model, not a curated record.